Molecule: messenger RNA, 1167 nt
Organism: Dermacentor silvarum
Lineage: Eukaryota; Metazoa; Arthropoda; Arachnida; Ixodida; Ixodidae
Exons: 2
Coding region: 1-1167 (388 amino acids)
Source: RefSeq, a predicted model, not a curated record
AUGACCACCGCUUCCGCUAGUAUCCCGCUUCCGAAAGAACCAUCUGAUGGCCGCCUGCUCCCUUAUGCUUGUGCUGCCCCUACAUUCCCGAGCAUCAGCUCUGGCUGGUCGUCGUCGAAGAUCACGACCGAGAACCAAAGGUUCGACAGCAGCGGCGGUGGGUCCAGACCUCAGCCGCCACCGCAUCGGUCACAGGCCUCCCGCUCGAACUGCUCCACGUCGGCGUCCUCCGCCAUCCAUGGUGGGCCCGGGGGCGAGGCCUACAAGACAGCAGAUGAAGCUGCAUCCGCAGCGGCAUCGGAAGUAGAAGCAUGGCCCAUCGAGCAGCACAACAAAAGCCCCACUCCGGUACACGCCACCACUGCCGCAAAGGGGGCGCUGUCCACCAACGAGAUGGCCCGCCAACCCGUCUACGAGACGACGUUAGGCCCACGUGUCAAGCAGCGAGAACCUGACCAGGGCCCGGACCGACCGGCCCAGAGUCCCGCAAUCACCCUCCCCGGGCCGCAGCAGCAGCCGCGCGCAGGUCCAUUCCACCCGGUGCCGCCAUCGCCCUCGCCCCCGGGAGUGUCAGCCACGCCAGGCCACAAGGGAGGCACCACAAGACAGCCCCCACCGCAGGACACCCGCCGCCUGAAUCCACCAACGCACCAGGGGAGCAGCCACAGCACCCCGGUAUCCUCCAGCACCCGGCAGCUACCAGUCCCAACACCCCAUGGCUCCAGCAGCAGUGGCGGUGGCAAUCCCUCAACCCCGACUCCCGCCAGCAGAGAUCACGAUCCGGUGUUCAGGCAAGCGUCAGCGGCCAUUGACCAGAGCCGUCCACCACCCACCUCCAGGAACGCCCCCACCGCACCCGCCGGGGCCGUCGCCGUCAAGCGCAGCAUCCACGCAGGCGUCAAGGCGCUCUUCCCAGGGUCAGCGCGGCUACCAAGGCACAGCGGCCACCGAAACGGAGCACCCUUCAAGGGAAUCUCCCCAACGCCGCCCGAAACCGACAACGCUCAGCGGCAGGACAAUCGGCGGCAAGACCCGCGACCAGAGCGCAAGAGUCAAUGCCAACCACCCGAGGAACUGGUUGCGCGCUGGAUGGUCUUGACGACGACUACUUCCGACGACGACUAUACAAUGAUUUUCGAGCAUCAGCGCGCAUUCACAACCGCCUGA